AUGCCUACAGGCAAGUACAGUAUGAGAUGUGCCAAGAAGUACAUACUGCUGUUGGCGGGAAUCUGCCUUGUUAUAGUUGGAGUAUUGAUAAUCAAGCAGAAGUCAGCAAGACAUUGUGUGAACAUUCUUGGGGAUAGUUACUCUUCAUAUAUACAGGACUCUAAUGUCGUGUUUCCACUUAAAGAGAAGCUUUCGGAAUAUAAGUAUGACACCCUAUUUUGUCUCUAUGAGAUGUAUACAAGAACUCUACAACAUCAUUGCAAAAGACUUCGCCGGUUUGGUGAGAUUGCGAGAAAAGGUUGGUAUGUGUGUUUAGACUUUUUGGAACCGGCGCCUCACAACUGCAGCGUUGUUUCAGCAAAUUCGGUAUUUGAUGAGUCAGUGUUCGUCAGGCAUAUUGAAGCCUACUGCAGAUGUGAGCAUCAUAAAUACGAGAUGAAUGAAAUGGAGAGCGGGUUCACAAAAACAAGAACGUUCGACUUGUUUACUUUUUCCAUCACAAAGAAAGAUGAUUUGGUUUUGUUGAGGACAAUUUUAAAAUCUGAUGGUUACAAUGUGCGUCAGUUCUUAAUUGAAAUACAUUCCUUAAUGUAUUUUAGUGAAGGUGUUAAAGACUUAAUUUCCGUUUUGCAGAUUUUGUAUCAAAAAGGUUUUAGAUUGGCGUGGUUUGAUAUACCUUACAGAUGUGUUCCAUUACACAAUAACCGAGCCUCGAACUGUAUAAAUCUAAAUUUUGUUCGUGUUUCUAGCGGCGGAAAUAGAAGUAAGAGUAAAGAAAACAGCAAUCUUUUAUUGUUGCCAUCAUCGCAGUAUGUGUGGAAAAAGCUGUCUCGCGUUGAUUUGGCAAUUUCAUUAUACCAUGAAUACCUUUCCACGGUGCAAUUCCAUUGCAAGCAUAUUGUAAGAAUGGGUAAAAUCAACGAUGGUGGAUGGGACAUUUGUCAUGAUUUUAUGUCGAAAUCACAGACAAAAUCUCCCUGUAUCGUGUACUCUUUUGGGAUUGAAAACGAUUUUUCUUUCGAUGAUGAUAUAUCGAACACGUAUGGAUGUCAGGUUUACUCAUUUGACCCAAGUAUGGGUGUUGAUGACCAUCAACGUUCAGAUAAAGUACAAUUUUUUAAUAAAGGAUUGUGGAAUAGUAAACGAUUAUUGAAACGAGCAACAAUUUAUUGGAGUAUGGACACCUUUGAAGGGAUCCGAAAACAACUGAAGCAUGUACAGACACCAAUAAAAAUCCUGAAAAUGGACAUUGAACGUUCAGAAUGGAUUGUUUUGAAACAAAUUAUUGAUAACGGACUUCUUGAAAACGUAGAGCAAUUUUUAGUGGAAUUUCACUCUAUGGGUGAUAGAGAAAAACUUUUUAUUCUCAAAAGUUUAUAUGAUAUUGGAUUUCGGAUAUUCUGGUUCCAUAAAAACCCACUAGGUUCAAACUACAAAACCAGGAAUAUUCCUAUAAGCAGUGCAAACGAAGUAUCUUUUAUCAAUGUCGUUUACUUGAGGAAGCAUGGUAUGCUAUAA
Molecule: messenger RNA, 1518 nt
Organism: Saccostrea echinata
Lineage: Eukaryota; Metazoa; Mollusca; Bivalvia; Ostreida; Ostreidae
Exons: 1
Coding region: 1-1518 (505 amino acids)
Source: RefSeq, a predicted model, not a curated record